UUUUUUUUUUUCUUCUUUUUAUUUAUUUAUUUAAUUAUUUUUUGCCUUCUCCAGAUGACCUAAUAAUUCCAAGUAAAACUUAUAUAGCUGCCCCCUUAUAAUUUUUUAUUGUCAUUUAAUAAGUGGUUGGAUAAACUGGAAGAGUCUCCAAUUUUCCUGUUCUUGAAGGGCUCCAAUGGCUGCUAUUUCAGCUAGCUGUAUUAGAUUUGGGACUUUUUCAGCUGCCAGGGCUGAUAAUUACCAGAUAAUCGUUAAAACUCCGACCUUGGGCUGGGCAAGGACUGGAAACUUUCCUUACAUCAGAAAAUCACGGCUCCAAAUUUGCGCUGCGAAGCCAGAGACAGUGGAGAAAGUGAGUAACAUUGUGAGAAAGCAGUUGGCCAUAUCACAAGAGACUCAACUCACACCUCAGACUACCUUCUCGGAGCUUGGUGCCGAUUCUCUUGACACUGUGGAAAUAGUUAUGGGGCUAGAGGAAGAGUUUGACAUAAAUGUGGAAGAAGAAAACUCGGACAACAUAACAACGAUACAGGAAGCAGCCGAUUUGAUCGAUAAACUUGUCGAGAAGAAAUGACGAUCUCACGAGUGGCCGAGAAAGACUAGGAAAGGAUUUUUCUAGUGAUUUUUAGAGCACGAGUUGUUUUUUCGAAUUCAACAGGCCUGUUUUUUUUNCAAAAACAUUUGAGACUUGGAUGUUACGCACUUUUUUUUUUCUUUUUUACUUGCAAAGGGAUUUUUUACUCAUGUUAUCAUGUUGAUUUUGUUUUGGUCACGCUAUGUAUUUGAGUGGUCUUUAUAUAAUGCUAAUGUAUAUCACGUGCGAUGUAAGGAGGAGUUCAUAUUUUAAACCU
This is a messenger RNA of Striga asiatica, 851 nucleotides long. The record is from the annotation of a GenBank genome assembly. NCBI's taxonomy places the organism in Eukaryota, Viridiplantae, Streptophyta, Magnoliopsida, Lamiales, Orobanchaceae.